Messenger RNA from Heterostelium album PN500, 906 nucleotides. RefSeq names its product 14-3-3 family protein. The record is from RefSeq and is a predicted model, not a curated record. Gene Ontology annotation, biological process: signal transduction. Gene Ontology annotation, cellular component: cytoplasm. NCBI's taxonomy places the organism in Eukaryota, Evosea, Eumycetozoa, Acytosteliales, Acytosteliaceae. The transcript is spliced from 4 exons. The coding region runs from base 1 to 906 and encodes 301 amino acids.
AUGUCAAAUAAAGAUAGAUCAUUAGCUAUUUUAGCAGAAAAAGUUGAAAGAUAUGAAGAUAUGGUAAAAGCAGUUAGAAAUAUGGCAGAGUCAAAUGUUGAUUUAUCCCGAGAAGAUAGAAUCCUUUUUGCAACUGCUUAUAAAAAUAUAAUUAGUAAUAGCAGAGCAUCAUGGCGUCAACUAUCGUCAAUAGAGAAAAAUGGAACUGAACCCGAUGAGAAGGAAGUUGUCAAAGAGUAUAGAUUGUCUAUUCAAAAGGAAAUAACUGAUAUUUGCAUUGAAGUGAUUGGUUUGCUAGAUGCCAAUUUGAUACCGUCAAGUCAGUCCGGCGAAUCAAAGAAUGCAUAUCUAAAGUUGAAAGGUGAUUACUAUAGAUAUCUAUGUGAAAUAUCGGAUGGCAACGCUUUGAAAACAUUCAUGGAGCUCUCUGAGAAGUUCUAUGAAACUUCAACCAUGGGAUGUUUAGAACUCUCUGAAACCAAUCCUACUAGACUUGGUCUAGCUCUUAGUUUUUCUGUUUUCUAUUAUGAAAUUAAAAAACAUCCUCAAAAAGCUAUCCUCAUCGCCCAAAAUUCUUUGGAGGGCGCUAUUCAAAAGAUUAGUCAACACACUGACGAAUCUACUCUUGCAGAAACCACAUUGCUUAUUCAACUGUUGAGGGACAAUUUAAAUUUAUGGAUUUGUAAAAAUAACAAUGGUUUUUAUACUGAGAUCAAAAAAAAUAUUGAGUUCGGAAAAUCCCUCAACACUACAGAUAGGCAAAGGGUAACCAAUAUAGAGACAGAUCAUGAUGGUGAUAACCAAUCUAGGUUUAACUAUGUUCAAUCCAUUCUAAUGUAUUAUUUUUAUGCUGCUCUAAGUGAGAUUAUCAAUGUUACUAGUAGAGAACCAAUGAAUAAUAAUUAA